Molecule: messenger RNA, 1477 nt
Organism: Eruca vesicaria subsp. sativa (arugula)
Lineage: Eukaryota; Viridiplantae; Streptophyta; Magnoliopsida; Brassicales; Brassicaceae
Source: the annotation of a GenBank genome assembly
AUGGAGUUAACUUCCUUCUUUCUCCCUGAUCUCUUACUUUUCAUAACACCCCUCUGGAUCGCUGUCCUUGUCGGAGUUUUAGUCGGUUGGGUUUGGAGACCAACUUGGGCUAGAGAUGAUAAACUCUUCACUCUCUUCAACAACAACAACAACAACAACCUUAAACUCCCUGCUACUACCGAACCUAGUCAAGUAUACAAAGAGAAAUCUGGUUUUGUAACCAAUGAUGAUUUUAGACAUCUAUGGAACUUGGUUGAGGUCAAAGACGGUGGUCCCACCUGGAUUCAAAUGAUGGACAGGAACACUCCAACUUUCUCUUACCAAGCGUGGAGAAGAGAUCCUCAAGAUGGCCCACCACAGUACCGUAGCAGAACUGUGUUUGAAGAUGCGACUCCUGAGAUGGUUAGAGACUUUUUCUGGGAUGAUGACUUCCGUUCUAAAUGGGAUGAUAUGCUUUUGUUUUCUUCUGUGGUUGAGUCUUGUAAGGAGACUGGUACUAUGGUUGUUCAAUGGGUCCGCAAGUUCCCGUUCUUUUGUAGUGACAGAGAGUAUAUCAUAGGGAGGAGAAUAUGGGAUGCUGGCCGAGUCUUUUACUGUGUUACUAAGGGAGUUCAAUAUCCGUCUGUACCACGACAAAGCAAGCCACGGCGUGUUGAUUUAUACUAUUCAAGCUGGUGCAUCCGUGCAGUUGAAUCGAAAAGAGGGAAUGGUGAGAUGACAUCAUGUGAGGUUUUACUAUUCCACCACGAAGACAUGGGGAUACCUUGGGAGAUAGCAAAACUCGGGGUGAGACAAGGGAUGUGGGGUGCAGUGAAGAAGAUAGAGCCAGGUUUACGUGCAUAUCAGAGUGCUAAAGCAGAAGGAACAGCAGGUUUGUCACAAAGUGCAUCGCUGGCUCAAAUCAACACUAAAGUGAGUGUUGAGGAGUUUAUGAACGAGAGGGAUUCGACAGGAGAGGUUGGUGGAGAUGAGAAGGCGUCUUCAGGGAAAAACAUACCGAAGAUAUUAGUGGUGGGAGGAGCGAUUGCGCUUGCGUGUACGUUGGACAAAGGGCUGUUGACGAAGGCGGUGAUAUUUGGAGUGGCGAGGAGGUUUGCAAGAAUGGGGAAGAGGAUGUAGGAGGAGGAAGGAUGUGUAUAUUUGUGAAAGGAGGGAGGUGGUGGAAGAUGUGGAGAGGGUUUACUCUCCUUUUGGAAUUCCAAAUAGAGAGAAAAGAAAGGUUGGUUUAUUUGUCUUGGUGAAUGUAUGUAUCAAUCAUGUGAGAGAAAAGAGAAAAAGAAAGAGAGUUAAAUUCUUUGUGUUGGACUUUUGGUAAACAUAUCAAAUGUUUUAUUUGUCUAAAUUUGUGAUGAAGUGAAUAGUCAUUGGGAUUUGAAAACAAAACACAGAGAGGAAAAUGAAUCAAUGUAAAAUGGCACUAGUAGAUAGAUUGUAAAAGAGUAGCUUUUUCCUUUGCUUACAAUUAGUCUGAAGUCUC